CUUGAAUACCAAUAAGCUUUUUGCAAAAAUUGACUGAAUUUGAAACUGAACAAAGCCCGUCAACUUAAGCAGUCUUUCUGAAAAUCUAGUCAUAAGAUUUUCCAAUAUUUUAGUACCUCCCAAUCGACCAAUCAAAGCGCCCCUGAAACUCACUAUCAGGGGCGCUUACCAACCAACUAUAUCCAGUUAUGGUACGUUCCCUACUCCAUUUGGGACCAGAGUCCAACUACGGACCACAAAUGAUGUAUGUGCUAUGCGGCUUACAGGGGGACUAAGUGCUAUGGGUGAUAUGCUAAUGCGGGAUUCACGCCACUCUUCUGGAAUUCCUGAAUAUCAUGGGGCGAUUCCUUCGAGUAGCUUUCGAACACCAUAGGCCAGGUUUAUUGGCCUUGUUGUGGCGAUUCAGACACUGGCUGGCACAAGAAGUAGAUAGAAGUAUUGGCCAAGGCACGGCGCCCCAUUCGCCGUUCGAUAAAGAUCUUAAUGAGAUAAGAUUGAGCGCAAAUCGGGGCGAAAUGGCAGUGGCGCUUAUCAGGCCGAUAAUUACGGCUGAGCAAAGCCCCCGAAAAUCGCCUUGAUGGAUUGAUCCAUCCGGAAUGGUUGGGCAGUGGGGCAGGGGGGCUGGGGGCUGCUCCCAAAUCUGCGCUCGAUAAUUAGCAUUAAGGUUUUAUAAUGGAUUUUGAUUGAUUGCCGUGGCCGUUGGCGUAAAUUUGCUGGCGCGCUGGGUCACUUGGGGCAGCCGCCCAAGCGUUUCGCCAGUAGAGUUCCGCCAGCAUGUCGCAACAGAAGCAAAAGUCACAGGAGUCCAAUCCCAACGCCAGGUGGCGCCUGGAAGGACACCACCGAAGUGCGCUAGCCUGCUUCUUCGGUGAAUUUGUGGCGACGGCCGUCUUCGUCUUCAUCGCCUGCAUGGGCUGCGUGGAGACGCCCCUCUUCCAGAACUCGCACUUCCGCAGUGGCCUCACCUUCGGCCUGGCCAUCCUCAUUGCCAUCCAGUGCUUCGGCUCCGUCUCCGGCGCCCAUCUGAAUCCGGCCAUCACCCUGGCCGCCUGGCUGUACGGCGUGAUCGGCUGGAUCAGGGCCAUCGCUUACUUCGUGGCCCAGGCUGCAGGGGCCCUGAUCGGCUAUGGCAUCCUGGUGGCUGUGCUGCCGGAGAGCGCCAUCAAGGGAGUGGACAACCCGGCGGGUGUUUGCGUGACAGUUCUGGCCUCCGGCAUCAGCGAACUGCAGGGCGUCUUCAUCGAGUUCCUCAUCACCUGCUGCCUGGUCAUGGUGGCCUGUUCGGUGUGGGAUCCGCGCAACGCCAAGCUCCAGGACUCCGUGCCCGUGAGAUUCGGUCUCACCGUCUCCUGCCUGAUCCUCACAGCGGGCCUCUUCACGGGAGCCAGCAUGAAUCCGACCAGGUCCCUGGGUCCCGCUGUGUGGAACGACUCCUGGGAGCACCACUGGAUCUACUGGGUGGGUCCCUUGGUGGCGGGAGCUGUGACCUCGCUGAUCUAUCGCAUGGCUUUCAAGGGCGACGAGGAGAUCGAUCUGAGCAGUUCCGAUGCCAAGAUACGAAUGAUCGGCGAGGUGGUGGUAGUGCAACUAGUAUCUAUAACCCACAACUUGAGAGCCACUUGUACUUACAUGGGAUUAUCCUCUCUAUUCCGCAGCGGAUCCAACUGCUGGCUGCUGCAGCGCCGCCAGCUGGACAACAUCACCACAGUUCUUGCCGAGAUGAUAGCCACCGCCAUGCUGAUGUUCCUUGGAUGCAUGGGCUGCGUCCAGAACUCCGUGUUCACCAACUCGAACUUCCAGAGCGCCGUGAACUUUGGCUUCGUGGUGCUGAUCUGCAUCCAGUGCUUCGGCUGUGUGUGUGGUGCUCACCUGAAUCCCGCCGUCACCCUGGCCACCUAUGUGUACAACAUGAUCUCCCUGCCCAUGGCUGUGGCCUACUUUGUGGCCCAGAUGGUGGGCGCCUUCAUUGGAUACGGCCUGCUGAAGGCGGUGCUCCCGGAGAACGCCAUCUACAGCACGGACACCCCCAAUGGGGUGUGCCUCACGUCGCUCAACAGCACGUUGACCCCUUGGCAGGGCCUGGCCGUGGAGUUCCUGAUCACCUGCGUCCUCAUCUCCAUCUGCUGCGGCGUCUGGGAUCCCCGCAAUGCCACCAAGCAGGACUCGGUGCCAGUGCGAUUUGGACUGGCCAUCGCAUGCCUGUCGCUUACAGCGGGCCAACUGACUGGAGCUAGUAUGAAUCCAGCGCGAUCCUUCGCACCUGCGAUCUGGAACGGAGCCUGGGACGACCACUGGAUCUACUGGGUGGGUCCCAUGGCGGCGGCCCUGGUCACCUCGGUGAUCUACAAGCACGCCUUCCGGCGGGAGCUGGAGGAGUCGGAGGUGGACGAGACCACGAUGUCCACCAAGCGAACCUCGGAGGCGGAGCUCGCCUAGAUUGAUGUACUGCCCAUAGGACAAGUUAUCGUUUAAGUUCGUGUGAGUUGAAAGCGGUUAGUUUUAAGUGCGAAGCGUGCAAAUAAAUACCUUAUAUGAAUUCCUA
This is a messenger RNA of Drosophila teissieri, 2542 nucleotides long. RefSeq lists its product as uncharacterized. The transcript is spliced from 4 exons. Gene Ontology annotation, cellular component: plasma membrane. Bases 775 to 2436 code for a protein of 553 amino acids. Gene Ontology annotation, molecular function: water channel activity. The record is from RefSeq and is a predicted model, not a curated record. Lineage: Eukaryota; Metazoa; Arthropoda; Insecta; Diptera; Drosophilidae. Gene Ontology annotation, biological process: transmembrane transport.